Gekko japonicus is the source of this 1586-nucleotide messenger RNA. RefSeq names its product cell surface glycoprotein 1-like. The record is from RefSeq and is a predicted model, not a curated record. The coding region runs from base 103 to 1548 and encodes 481 amino acids. The transcript is spliced from 2 exons. Lineage: Eukaryota; Metazoa; Chordata; Lepidosauria; Squamata; Gekkonidae.
GCUUUGGCAUGGUAUAAAAGGGACUUGUCCUACCUGGAGCUACAAUCGAAGCAAAUCCACUAGAGCGAUUCAUUGGGCUGCCUUCAGCAAAGGCCAGUAACAAUGGCAUCCUCCAGCAACCAGCAUCAGUCCAAGCAAGCCGCCUCUCUGCCUGCAGAGCUGAGCAAACACACCAAGGAGCCCCAAGCGACAGCUGAGCCACCUUCUCAGGAGAAACAGCCAUGCAAGGAACCACCCAUCGCAGCCCACCCGUCAGAGCCUUCCAAGGAGAAGGCCCCCGGCAAGGAGAUACCGGUGGUGGUCACCCCGUUGCCAGCCCACCAAGUGGCACCAUCAACCCAAGAGAAGCACCCAGUGAGCGCUCCAGAGCAAGCACCUCAUGAGAGGGCACCAGGCAAGGAGACACAAGCCACUCAGGAGAAGCAACCAGCCAAGGAACCACAAGUGGCUCACGAGAGGGCACCAGGCAAGGAGACACAAGCCACUCAGGAGAAAGUACCAGCCAAGGAGCCACAAGUUGCUCAUGAGAGGGCACCAGGCAAGGAGACACAAGCCACUCAGGAGAAAGUACCAGCCAAGGAGCCACAAGUUGCUCAUGAGAGGGCACCAGGCAAGGAGCCACAAGCCACUCAGGAGAGGGUACCAGCCAAGGAGCCACAAGUUGCUCAUGAGAGGGCACCAUGCAAGGAGCCACAAGCCACUCAGGAGCGAGUACCAGCCAAGGAGCCACAAGUUGCUCAUGAGAGGGCACCAGGCAAGGAGCCACAAGCUACUCAGGAGAGGACACCAGCCAAGGAGCCACAAGUUGCUCAUGAGAGGGCACCAGGCAAGGAGCCACAAGCUACUCAGGAGAGGACACCAGCCAAGGAACCACAAGUUGCUCAUGAGAGGGCACCAAGCAAGGAGACACAAGCCACUCAGGAGCGAGUACCAGCCAAAGAGCCACAAGUUGCUCAUGAGAGGGCACCGGGCAAGGAGACACAAGCCACUCAGGAGCGAGUACCAGCCAAAGAGCCACAAGUUGCUCAUGAGAGGGCACCGGGCAAGGAGACACAAGCCACUCAGGAGAGGACACCAGCCAAGGAGACACAAACCACUCAGGAGAAGGUCCCGAGCAAAGCGCCACCAUGUGCACCCUGUGACCAAGAGAAAGCACCGGGCAAGCAUGCACUUUCAACUACCCAGGACAAGGCUCCAUGCAAGGAGAUACCUGAGCCAUCCAAGGAGCCACAAGCUGCCACUCAAGAGAGGGGGGCAGGGAAGGAGCCACAAGCUGCCGCUCAAGAGAGGGGGGCAGGGAAGGAGCCACAAUCUGCCGCUCAGGAGCGGGGAGCGGGCAAGGAGCCACAAGCCGCCACUCAGGAGAGGGGAGCCGGUAAGGAGCCCCAAGCUGCCACUCAGGAGAAGGCCCCGGGCAAGGAGAUACCUGUCGUGGUUGUCCCCGAGAAGAAGCCUCCAAGCAAGGAACCGACCGAGGCCAAAGGCCAACCUCCCCUCGACCAUCAGCAAAGGAAGCACACCUCUCCGUGGCCUCUCCAGAAUAAGUAAGCGAGGAAGAUACCAAACGGUCUCGGAAGGAGAAGAUC